This is a messenger RNA of Didymosphaeria variabile, 1920 nucleotides long. RefSeq lists its product as uncharacterized. Gene Ontology annotation, cellular component: nucleus. Gene Ontology annotation, biological process: peptidyl-lysine monomethylation. The transcript is spliced from 2 exons. Gene Ontology annotation, molecular function: protein-lysine N-methyltransferase activity; protein binding. The record is from RefSeq and is a predicted model, not a curated record. Bases 1 to 1920 code for a protein of 639 amino acids. Lineage: Eukaryota; Fungi; Ascomycota; Dothideomycetes; Pleosporales; Didymosphaeriaceae.
AUGCCUAGCCUUGACCACCAACACUCGCAAGAGAAUCCUCAAAGGGAAAAGUCCGGCGAUAUGUCUCUGGUCGAACGCCUUGUUGGCUGGUUCAAGACAAAUGGAGGCGAGCUGAGUCCUGAUGUCGACAUCGCCUUCGACGCCUCGAGCGGCUAUCACUGCCGUGCAGUCAGAAACUUGACCUCACCGGUGGUCGCCAAGUGUCCGCUCAGCCUGACGGUCUCGCACCUCAAUCUCGACCAUACACAGUCAUUGGUGCCUCAUGUCGAGAGCCCACUGGCAAAGUGUAUGGGUCGUAUACCGAACAACGUAUUGGUGUAUCUCUUACUGGUCGAGCAGCGUCUGCAUACCGAUCCAAGUUGCCUAAAAUGGCAGCCGUAUAUUGACUGCCUACCAGAGCCAAGUCUCAUGAUGACCCCGCUCUGGUUUGACAAGGAAGACAUGCAGUGCCUUGCGGGCACCAAUCUCGCGCGAGAGACCAGCGUGAAGCUUGACAAGCUCAGCGAAGAGUGGAACCAAGCCAAAGAGGUCAUGGAAAGCCUGGACAUUGAUAUAACCAUCUUUAGCUUUGAAUGGUUCCGCUGGGCGGCGACGAUCAUCUCCUCGCGAGCCUUCAUCUCCACACACAUAAUACCAGGCCAGGAAACAUUUCCGAUUCUUUUCCCUGUAGUAGACAUCCUCAAUCACUCCCCGACCGCCAAGGUUGAAUGGGACUUCCAUCCAUUCGAAGACUUCACAUUGAAGAUACUGAGCCACGAUGAGGUACGACCUGGCGACGAGGUCUACAAUAACUAUGCCCCUAAGCAGAACGACGAGCUGCUUCUUGGUUAUGGUUUCUGCAUCCCGGACAACCCCGUGGAACAGUUCGCCAUCAAGAUGCGCCUGCCCCCGCAAAUUGAACAGGCUGCGCGAAGCAUGAAGAUGUUCGAACCAAGCAACAUCCCCUUUGGGAUGGACACGUCGUUUGUCACUGCGGAACUAAACGAGGAGCCGGAGUACCUGCGUCCGAAAGGCCAUCCAUUCGGGCGGUAUGAGAACCGCCUGCCAUUCUUUCGUGCCAUCCCACCUCGGAUUGUGCACACGUUCUUCAUCCAGGCCUUGACGAACCUCAAUUUAAAUCCCGCAGACAAUCAACCCGAUUCUAUACCACCCAGAGUCAUCUUCGAAACUCUACUCCUGACAUACGAAGCAAUCGACAAACGGAGCCAGACCCUGCGCCUCUCACUCAACCGCUCCUCUCCCUUCUCCAACAACAAGCAAAAAUACGCAAUCAUCUACCGCGACGGCCAAGCCAAAAUCCUCCACGCCAUCCGCGACGAACUCAAAGCCGUGUUCAACACCCUCAGGAUCCAUGACGGCGUGCCCCAACGACCCGUCAUCAUCUCAACUACCGAAGCACUAGCCCGCUUAACCGCCGAAUUUCCCUCCUAUGCAGCACAUUUCAAAGCCGGCCUUGAGGGACAGUACGGCGUCGAUGUUUCCAACUGGUCACGAUAUAGCGCAGAUAUAGCUGUCCUGGAAGCCGGAGAGCAACCUGCCGAGCUGUCGGUCUGGAACCUGCUCCUUUGCUUGUUUCUUGUGCUUUAUCAGAAGGAUAACUCUGGGACUACGCGCGAAUACGAUGGCUUCCGCCAGGCAAUUUUUGGUUGGGUAGAAUACCUCCUUUCGCAGACACCACUGCCUACCAACGUUACAGACAUGGAUGCAGAAGCUUUGCAAGAUUUUGUAUUGGGACUGACAGGGUCCGAGGCGGAAGCGGAGAGGGCGUACACGUGGGCUGAUGAGGUUGUGGAUAAAUUUGCGUUUCCUUUGGUGGAGGAGGUGCAGGGCGAGGAAGUGCAGAGGAUCUAUAUGUAUUUGCAGAUUGGGUCUGACGAUGGAGGUGUCAAUGGCUGGAUGUAUCAAGAUCACGAAGCGUGA